CUCCCCCAACUCCAACUCCAACUCUCAUUUCUGUUUUACUGCUCCAUCUAUAACUCAUACACACUCUCUCUUCUAGUUCUUCCCCUCUCUCUCUCUCUCUCUCUCUCUCACUCCUAUUUACCUCCACCCUCCUCACUACCUUCAUUCUGCCCUCCUCUGCCUCUUACGCAGAUUAACGUUCGUGUACAUGGCGGAGGUGAUUGUCAAGCGGCCUUCGCUAACGUGCGCGGUGGGCCCCACAUCUUCCUUACUCCUGCUCCUUGCUCAGCUCCUCUGGUUUCAACAGCUCCAAAAUAUAGCCAAACUGUUGAUGAUGAUGAGCCCAAUGCAAGGGGAAGAGCCGUGUGACGCUGAGGGAGGAGACGGUGAUGACAACGACGACAAUGGUGACGACGAAGUUGACGGUAACGGAGACGAGGGUGAUGGUGAGGGAGGCGUGGAAGAAGGUGCCCCAGGGAACAACCCCAAUAGCAAUGGAAGCGCUAAAAAGAGUCGAGGAGGAAGUGGCGAAGGAGAGAAUGAUGAUGAAGACGAUGAAGCGGCAAAUGGGCACGAUGAUGAUGAAGAUGGAGAUAAUGACGACAAUGGCGCUGAAGAUGACGACGACGAUGACGAAGAUGGAGACGACGAUGAGGAGCCUGAUGACGAGGAUGACGACGACGAGGAAGAUGAAGAAGAAGAGGAGCUACAGCCUCCCAAGAAAAGAAAGAAGUGAAGCUGGGUUUAAGUUACAGACUUACAGUCCAAACCCCUUUUUUUAAAAAGAACUAUGGAGAAUUUUAAUCAAGGCCUAUGACCAUUUCUGGGAGAGACUGAUUAUUUAGAUCAAUCACCAUUUUUAUGUGGAUGUUUUUAAUCUAAAUUCCUCUUGGGAUGCUUUCUUCUUUGCAACUAUGAUUUUGAUUUUGCAUAA
Messenger RNA from Andrographis paniculata, 913 nucleotides. Its product is annotated as phosphopantothenoylcysteine decarboxylase subunit VHS3-like. The transcript has 3 exons. The coding region runs from base 188 to 715 and encodes 175 amino acids. The record is from RefSeq and is a predicted model, not a curated record. NCBI's taxonomy places the organism in Eukaryota, Viridiplantae, Streptophyta, Magnoliopsida, Lamiales, Acanthaceae.